AGAAAUGUGGCAACGAGCUUGCUCUGGUCAAUGGCGGGAGCUCGCGACUAGCAAACAUGACCAUCCAUAGCUGGAUCCAUUCCCAGUUUUCCCCUUCGGAACCCCCAACAUCCUCCCCAAAUCCCCAAAUCAACGAGGCGACGCCGAGCUCCGGCAGAACCGAGUCGCCGCACUCGGGCUCGAUCAGUGAUCCACGAGCUCGUCCGCCCACCACGACGCCGACAAAGGUCGAGGAGUACGGGGAUCUACCUCCGCCGGGCGUCGUCGCCGCGGUCGCGGUGAUGGCUGCCGCCGCAGAUCUAUUCGCGAGGUCACGGUCGCCGCCCAUCACACUGGCGCGCAGGUGGUUUCACAUGGCGCCCACGUCCCUGAAGGAGUUCAACGACCCAAGUGGCAUCCACAACUUAGAUAAAUCCCUGCAAGCAACUCGUGCGGCGGUGCAGCUCUUUUAAAUUGGGUGCAGAAUUCUUCUUCCUCCUUUUCCAUCUCCCUCUCGGCCCUUUUAAAUGGCGCGCCGAGCAGUGAUUGGCAUUGCAGCUCCACACAGUGAUCAUGGCGCCGUGGCUCUUCGUUCUCCUCCUCCUCUGCCUUGCCACCUUGCCGAGAGAUGCCGCUGCGCUGACCCGCCGUGACUUCCCCGACGGGUUCAUCUUCGGCGCGGGCACCUCGGCCUUCCAGGUGGAAGGGGCUGCUGCAGAAGGUGGGAGGAAGCCCAGCAUCUGGGACACCUUCACCCAUCAAGGUUAUUCCUUUGAUAAAUCUACCGCAGAUAUCUCAGCAGAUCAGUAUCACCAUUAUAAGGAUGAUGUAAAACUUAUGCAUGAGAUGGGUUUAGACGCGUACAGAUUCUCCAUCGCAUGGCCCCGGCUUAUACCAGAUGGAAGAGGAGAGAUCAAUCCGAAAGGCUUGGAGUACUACAACAACUUAAUAGAUGAAUUGAUACGUCAUGGCAUAGAACCUCAUGUCACAAUCUACCAUUUCGAUCUCCCUCAGUCCCUUCAGGGCGAAUACAACGGACUGCUCAGCCCCAGAUUCAUAGACGAUUACACCGCGUAUGCCGAAGCCUGCUUCAAGAGCUUCGGGGACAGGGUGAAGCACUGGGUCACCGUCAACGAGCCCAACAUAGAGACCAUAGGAGGCCUCGACAGUGGCGUGUUGCCGCCGCAGCGCUGCUCCCAUCCCUUCGGGAACUGCACCUGGGGGGAUUCUACAACGGAGCCCUACAUAGCCGCCCACCACCUCCUGCUUGCACAUGCCUCAGCAGUGUCCCUGUAUAGAGCCAAGUACCAGGCAACUCAAAGAGGACAGAUAGGAAUUACUCUCCUGGGCUGGUGGCAUGAGCCAGCUACCAAUUCAUCAGAGGAUGCAGCUGCUGCAAUGAGGAUGAAUGACUUCCACAUUGGAUGGUUUAUGCAUCCUUUGGUGUAUGGGGACUACCCUGCUGUGAUGAGGAGCAGGGUAGGCGCACGGUUGCCGGAUUUUACAGCGGAGCAGUCGAAGAAAUUGCCCGGAUCAUUUGACUUCGUCGGCUUCAAUCACUACCUUGUUGUUCGGGCUCGAGCCCAUGAUAGCGCGUUCAAUAUGAAGCAGAGGGACUACUAUGCUGAUGCAUACGCCAUGGCAAAUCCAUUCGACGAUAUCCAAGAGGGCCGCCUUGAGUAUGCUCCUUGGGAUCUAGGGAGGCUACUGGACCACCUGAAGCUCAAGUACGGGAAUCCACCAGUCAUGAUCCAUGAAAACGGAUACGCGGACGCCUCCGAACUCCCGCGGAAGGUCGAGUACGACGACGGCGACAGAUCAGAGUUCCUGCAAGACUAUCUGGAAGUUCUCUAUCUGUCCAUAAGGAACGGAUCAAACGCGCGGGGAUACUUCGUGUGGUCUUUCCUCGACGUUUUCGAGUUCCUCUUCGGCUACCGGAUGCGCUUCGGCCUGUGCGGCGUCGACAUGAACGGCGAGGGGAGGACAAGAUACGUGAGGAACUCUGGCCGCUGGUACGCCGGCUUCCUCAAAGGCGGCGAGCUGCGGCCGGCGUCAUCGUCGGGGAAAGCCUACGUCGCCGCAUGACUUGGGCUUCUGCACGCGUUUUCCUUGUCGUUGAGGCUAUGGCGCCAGUGCCACUUGGUUGUUUUAUUAAUUCUCUUCUCUAUCUCUGUAUAUUUCUCCGUGAAACAUUUAGUCGUGUAUUCGUACGCGCCGGGAUUACCUUAAAAUUACUUUGGGAUGCAA
Molecule: messenger RNA, 2226 nt
Organism: Triticum dicoccoides
Lineage: Eukaryota; Viridiplantae; Streptophyta; Magnoliopsida; Poales; Poaceae
Product: beta-glucosidase 32-like
Exons: 14
Coding region: 553-2064 (503 amino acids)
Biological process (GO): carbohydrate metabolic process
Molecular function (GO): beta-glucosidase activity
Source: RefSeq, a predicted model, not a curated record